Messenger RNA from Gossypium raimondii (Peruvian cotton), 1240 nucleotides. Its product is annotated as dof zinc finger protein DOF1.6. Gene Ontology annotation, biological process: regulation of DNA-templated transcription. The transcript has a single exon. NCBI's taxonomy places the organism in Eukaryota, Viridiplantae, Streptophyta, Magnoliopsida, Malvales, Malvaceae. Gene Ontology annotation, molecular function: DNA-binding transcription factor activity; DNA binding. The record is from RefSeq and is a predicted model, not a curated record. The coding region runs from base 231 to 962 and encodes 243 amino acids.
AACCAUUAUUUAUUGAAGCUCCUCAAUCCCUCUGCCCUUGCUUCUCUCACCCCCCACUAUCACAUUAAAAUAUCAUCCAAUAUUGUCUCUUUUACAACUUCCAAAACGUCUCCUUCCCCUUUUGCUCUCUCCCAAAAUCUUCUCUUCUCUCUUUUGUCUCUUUCUCCGCCAAAAAAAAAAUAUCGCCUUUAACCCCAACUUUCACUUCCACACACCUUAAACCGACAAAAAUGCCUGCUGGUUCCGGCGACAGGCGUCCGGUUCGAGCCCCCGGCACCAUGGGAUCGCACCCAGCGGCCAAAUUGACCGAGCCACUGCCAUGCCCGAGGUGUGACUCAACCAGCACUAAGUUCUGCUACUACAACAACUACAACCUCUCUCAGCCUCGCUAUUUCUGCAAGUCAUGCCGCCGUUACUGGACCCAAGGUGGAACUCUCCGUAACGUUCCUGUUGGUGGUGGGACCCGCAAGUCUUCCAAGCGCUCUCGAAGCUCAUCAUCCCUGCUAUCUCCCUCUGUUGCAACUUCGUCUUCCUCGAGCGUUACGCAUGAAGCCGAGUCUGUGCAUAUGGCUGUUAACCCUGUUUCGGCUAUGCCUGCAACUGGAGUUAAACCUGAAGUGGGUUUGGCUGACGUGAAUUUGAAUGACACUGUGGAUCUUCCUGUGAGUGGAGGCUUCACUUCAUUCUUGAACUCUCAGGCAGAAGGAUACCUAACACUUGGUGGAUACGGGCUUGGAACUGGUUCAGGAUUUGAUGGAGUUUGGGGAUAUCCUGGAAACGGAUAUCUGGGUGUGUAUAAUGGUGGGGAUGGUGAUGAACCUGCUGAGGCUGUACCUGGAGCUACCGGCUGUAAUACAUGGCAAGCAACAGGCAAUGUUGAAGGCGGCGGAGGGUUAGUCGAUGGAGAUUGCUUUGGUUGGCCUGGCCUUGCCAUUUCUGCACCAGGGAAAGGUUUGAAGUGAAAUGAAUUUUGCCAUUUUCGAGAGUUUGUUGGUUACUGAUUAGUGGUGUUGUCGUUUUUAUUGUGAAGUUUUAGUUGUCUUUUUCUUUUGGGUUCAGUUCAUUUCCUUUGGUGGGUAUAGAGAGAAGUGAUUAAUAGUACAAUAGAAGGUCACCUUUCAUGUUCUUUAAGAGUUUCGUUUUUUUAUUUCAAUGACUGUAAAUCUCUGGUGUCUCUUGAUGAAAAAACUAUUUUGCAGUGGGAAAGAAAUGAAUGAAAAACGACAGUUUAUUAUAGCAA